AAGUCUCCAAUCAAAUAACCCGAAGAGGCGUUCCACAUUCCAAUAAAGAGACUGUUUACUUCCGUGAAUAUUUCUAGGGGGAGACAGAAUUUCAAUUGCAACAAAGGAAGAGCGUUUGUUGAAGCAUGCCUUUCUUGGGCCAGGACUGGAGGUCACCAGGAUGGAGCUGGAUAAAGACCGAAGACGGAUGGAAGCGUUUCGAGUUUUAUGGCCAUGAUUUGGGAGGAAACAACGAACUUGAUUUGGAAGAAAUGCAGGAGGAAAACAAAGAAAACCUGUUUGUGGGAGAUGUCUGUGAAGUAGCCACCAAAAAACGGAAAAAAGAUUUUUUUAAUAACAACACCAAAUCACAGUUUUUCUACCAAGAGAAGUGGAUCUAUGUUCAGAAAGAAAGCACUAGAGAAAGACAUGGCUACUGUACAUUAGGAGAGGCCUUCAAUCGCCUGGAUUUUUCCAGUGCUAUACAAGACAUCCGGAGGUUCAACUAUGUGGUGAAACUGCUGCAGCUGAUAGCAAAGUCUCAGCUGACAUCCCUGAGCGGAGCUGCCCAGAAGAACUACUUCAACGUCCUGGAGAAGAUCGUUAGAAAGGUACUUGAAGACCAGCAGAACCCUCGCCUCAUCAAAGACCUCCUCCAGGACCUGAGCUCCACUCUCUGUAUCCUAAUUCGGGAAGUUGGGAAGUGUGUGCUGGUAGGGAACAUCAAUAUCUGGGUCUGCAGACUGGAGACGAUUCUCAGCUGGCAACAGCAGCUCAACAACCUUCAGAUCCCCAAGCAAGUAACCAAUGGCAUGACACUCAGCGACCUUCCGCUGCACAUGCAGAAUAACAUCCUGUACAAGUUCUCGGAUGCCUGGGACAUCAUCAACCUGGGACAGACCACGCCCACUCUGCACAUGCUCAGUGAGGACCGGCAGCUGUGGAAGCAACUGUGUCAGUUUCACUUUGCGGAGAAACAGUUCUGUAGGCAUUUAAUUCUGUCGGAGAAGGGCCACGUAGACUGGAAGCUGAUGUACUUCACGCUGCAGAAGUAUUACCCGAAAAGAGAGCAGUACGGAGACACGCUGCACUUCUGCCGGCACUGUAGCAUUCUGUUCUGGAAGGACUGCCAUCUGGCUUUGUUGUUCAAGGAUUCCGGGCACCCCUGCACUGCCAAUGAUCCGGACAGCUGCUUCACACCCGUCUCCCCGCAGCACUUCAUUGACCUCUUCAGGUUUUAGACCAUGCUAAUACGCUUGUUGAUUCUUGCAGAGGGGAAACAUGAUUCUUCACUUGUUCUGCGCACAAUGAUUUUGACUUUGCCUAAGUACAAAAGGGCUCAGCAAACAUAUAUUUUCCUUCCCCACAUUUAUAUAAAGUGAAGGAAUAAGAAAAAAAAAAUGGAAAAAAAGAGAUGACUACACUAGCAUGUCGAGGAAAUGUCAGGGGAUAGUGUCUUAACCAAUGUGGGACCAAGGUUGUUCUUGAUUCGAUAAAUACUUUGCUCAUUUGGAAGGUAAAAGUGAAAUAUACAUUUCUAUGGUCUGUCAGUCUGUAACUAUUCUCCUUUUGUAAUGGAAUGCACGUCAUUUGUAGAUUUGUAGGUCUCUACUUCCUGUGUUUUGUGUAUCUGGAUGUGCUGUGAAAAUAUCUUGAGGCAUUGACGUUUAAGUGUAAAUUUGAGGUCGUCGUAACCGGACUUUUUACAAUACUUGUUUAAUUGGUUGUUUUGAUCAGAAGACAAAUGCAAACAGUACUAUUUAUGAAAAUGUAUUUUGUAUUCUUUCUUUGAAUUUUGUAAUAUUCCUUUAUCAUUCCAAUAACUUAUACACGUACUUGUAUGAAUGGCCUGAACAAUUGGUACUCAGAAAUUUGCUAUGACUGUGAUUAACAGUAAUAAAGAAAUUGCAUUCGA
Anguilla rostrata (American eel) is the source of this 1894-nucleotide messenger RNA. RefSeq names its product F-box protein 25 (gene fbxo25). Gene Ontology annotation, molecular function: protein binding. Gene Ontology annotation, cellular component: cytoplasm; nucleus; SCF ubiquitin ligase complex. The transcript has 11 exons. The coding region runs from base 126 to 1220 and encodes 364 amino acids. Gene Ontology annotation, biological process: protein ubiquitination. Lineage: Eukaryota; Metazoa; Chordata; Actinopteri; Anguilliformes; Anguillidae. The record is from RefSeq and is a predicted model, not a curated record.